AUGGAUCUCUUCAGCACCUCCCUCGAGAUCAUCCACCUCGUCUACACAACCACCAUCUUCAUCCGCGACGUAACGCAAGAAGUAAAAGGCUACGGCGAUGCCAAGCGCGACAUCUCCGAGCGUCUCGAGCAUGAACUCGUCUUCGUCGAGACCUUCUCGGACGUAUGUUUCGGCGAGGAGCGCGGCUUCCUGCGUGACACACGCGUCCGAGACAGCGUGAAGCGCGACGUAAAGCACUGCCUAGACGCGCUGAACAAAGCGCUCGCCGCGUAUCGCGCAGAGGCGUGGAAGUAUGCCGGCGCGGUGCCGGAUCUGGUUGAUCAGAGCGCGGAGGACUUGACUAAGCUUGAGCUGAAAGACGAGGGGAAGAAGAAGUGGAGAGAUGGCAUGAAGGCGCGGUGCCAGGUUUGGAGGAAGAAAGCCGCGCCGUUGGAGUGGGCGCUUUUUGGCAAGGAAGAGAUGGAAGCGCUGCUGGUUGCGUAUAGCGAGUGGACGGAUCGGCUGCGGCAGACCCUUUCAAUUAUCUUGCUGCUUGUGGGCACGCCGACGCUGGAGUUUGCGGCGAGUGCGCAGGCGGCGAAUUUAGGCGUGAAGGAGGUUUCGGAGAGGCAGGCGAGGGUGGUGAGUAAGCCGCCGGAAGAGUAUGAUGCGCUCCAGGGAGAGAUGAAGAAUCCUGUGGUGGCAAAGCCGGGGAAUGGGCUUAUAAGAGGUGUGUAUGAGGAUGAGUCCGGAUUCGACUCUGUGGAUGUUGUGGUAGAGAUUCGGCCGUAUGAGGAAGCUUUAUCGCUCGCCGUGAGCGAGCGCAACUACGACGAAGCUAGGGAGCUGAAGGAGCCGCUGAGACAGCUUACAUGGCUACUGCAGAGCCCUAUGGAUUCGAAUGUCUCCACGCAGGAUGCGGCGGAGGGCUACCGCAUGCACACGCUCAGCUGCAUGGGCUUCCUCGAUGAGCCGUCAAAGAAUCGCAGCCUGAUUCUGUAUCGUGCACCUCAAACGCUUCCCGCAGCGCAGGACGUGCCCACGUUGCACACAUACGUCCAAAAAGGCGCGAAGCCGGCACUUGGCAGCCGCUUCCUUACUGCACGAGCACUGGCUGCUACGCUGCUCACCAUCCACACCUCCGACUGGGUUCACAAGAACAUCUGCUCCCGGAGUGUGCUCAUCCUGCCCAUUUCAGAGCAUGCCACCGAGACGCUCCCUUACCUGGUGGGAUGGGACGUUGCGCGCCCACUAGAAGCCGGGACCUCGCUCCACGCGCUUUUCGACCUCGAACCCAACCUCUACCGUCACCAGCAGCGCUUCGGCAAGCCAAGCCAGAAGUUCGCAAACGAGCACGACAUCUAUUCGCUGGGUGUCGUACUGCUUGAGAUCGGGCUGUGGAAGGCCAUGUCUACCAUCUUUGCGCGACCUCUAGAGAAGAACCCGCGGAUUGAGACGACGCAGCAGCACGCGCUGUUCAAGAGGGUGAACGGCAUGAUUGUGGACAUGGCGCAGGGGAUUGAGCUGAAGAGGGAGAUGGGGGAGCGGUAUGCGGCGGUGGUUCAGAAGUGCUUGAAGUGGGAGCCGAGUCAGGGCCAAGAAGAGGUUGUUGAGAGCUCUAUCCGGUUCAGGACCGAGGUUGUCGAUGCCCUGGUUGCGGGGUGUAAGCUUUAG
Trematosphaeria pertusa is the source of this 1653-nucleotide messenger RNA. RefSeq lists its product as uncharacterized. The coding region runs from base 1 to 1653 and encodes 550 amino acids. The record is from RefSeq and is a predicted model, not a curated record. The transcript has a single exon. Lineage: Eukaryota; Fungi; Ascomycota; Dothideomycetes; Pleosporales; Trematosphaeriaceae.